This is a messenger RNA of Klebsormidium nitens, 1161 nucleotides long. The record is from the annotation of a GenBank genome assembly. NCBI's taxonomy places the organism in Eukaryota, Viridiplantae, Streptophyta, Klebsormidiophyceae, Klebsormidiales, Klebsormidiaceae.
AUGCAAGCCACAGAAACAAGCAACUUGCACCCUGCAACGGGAAGUCCAGCUCAGAUUGACAGCUCCAGCUCAUGGGCUGGCCUGGCCGGUAGUGGGCUCCAGUACAGAGAGGAGGCGACUCUGCUGAAAUCAGUCAACAAAAUCAUCUCCACAACAAUUCAGUACUGGAGCCCAAAGGCCCUGUACACGGCAGUGUCGCUGGGAGUGCCUGACGCGCUGGCUGCAGCUGGGGGGCCACAAACAGCCGCCGAAAUUGCACGAAGAGUUGGUGCAAAAGAGGCUUCCCUCCUACAACGCCUGCUGCGAGCGCUGGCCGCAAACGGAUUUUUCACCGAGUCAGAGGACGAGGAUCCGCGGUAUGGACUUAACGAAACCAGCAACCUGCUGACCAGCCAAGGCCCCUUUGCAGGGUUUGUUCUUCAUGAGUGCGAGCCCGCUUCCUGGUUGGCAUGGGACAAGUUGACGGAAGCCAUACAGAACGGAGUCCACGAGGGCACGUACCCGUUCGAGCUGGCCACAGGGGGCAAAAGCUUCUUUGGCUACUACAAGGAACACAAGGAGUCCGCCAAGUGGUUCAACGACGCUAUGCAGACAUGGUCGCUCGUUCAGGGCCACGCUUUGCUGGAGCAUUACGCCGGUUUCAAGUCCCUGACCGGUACGCUCGUCGACGUGGGCGGCAACCGGGGGGUCAUGCUGUCCAAGAUCCUGGCGCAGAACCCCAACAUAAACGGGGGGGUCGUCUUCGACUUGCCACACGUACUGAAGCAGGAGGGGGUGGUGCGGCAGCCCAACGUUCGGCUCGUCGGGGGGGACAUGUUUAAGGAGGUCCCGAAGGCGGACGCGAUCUUCAUGAAAAUGAUCUGCCACGACUGGGACGAUGAGGCCUGCAUCAAGCUCCUGCGAAACUGCCACAACGCUCUUCCGGUCGGGGGGAAGCUUCUGGUGGUGGAAGUGGUUGUGGCUAACCCGGGGCAAACCGGGAAAGAAACCCUGUACAGCAAGGAGUUUGACUUGCACAUGCUGGCGCUCCUGGGGGGGGGCAAGGAGCGGACGGAACGGCAAUGGCGGAAUCUGCUCGAGGGGGGGGGCUUUGAAGUCGUGGGGAUGACCCCCUGCCCGAGCGUGGCGUUACAACACGUGAUUGAGGGGGUCAAGAAGUAA